Strongylus vulgaris is the source of this 450-nucleotide messenger RNA. The record is from the annotation of a GenBank genome assembly. NCBI's taxonomy places the organism in Eukaryota, Metazoa, Nematoda, Chromadorea, Rhabditida, Strongylidae.
AUGGACGUCCAUAGAAUCGGACGACCAGGUUCAUGGUUUUUCGUUGACCAACUGGCACGAGCUGUUGACGCUGGCAUCAUUCCACCCGAUCGUAUACCUUGCGGCAUUAAGGAUUUGAUGGAUGAUCUCUGUCUCGCGUUACCGCAACGAUUACCCAUUUACCUGCUUUUGAUUAAAGCAUCCCGACAGCCUCCACCUUUACCGUUUUUCCUCGCUGUUAGCCAGCUGAUUGUUCGAGAAAACAUUCAAAUCGUAGAACGAGAAGUAGAAGCUAUUGGUAUCAUUUUGAAAACCGCAGACCCUCUGACCCUUUGCGGAUCAUGGGCAGAUAUUGAAGGAGAUCUAUCCCCUUAUCAUACAGCUUGGGCUGAAUUUUACAAAACAAAACGUCGAAAGACUCCUCAAGAUGUGGUGGAAUUGGCUUACCAUUUGGCACAUUCAAGUAAGUAA